CACGCAGGGCAGUUCGACUUCUGUUCUCUCCUGUUAAAAGUGGUCGUCAACCCUUCUGCCCAGCAAGAGCCAUGGCCCCCAAGGCAGCCAAGCGACGGACAGGAGCCUCCAGCACAGUCACCUCUAUCUUUGACCAGACUCAGAUUCAGGAGUUUAAGGAGGCCUUCACGGUCAUCGACCAGAACCGCGAUGGAUUAAUCACAAAGGACGACCUGCGGGACACCUUUGCGGCCAUGGGCUGCCUGAAUAUCAAGAGCGAGGAGCUGGACGCCAUGCUGAGGGAGUCCAACGGACCCAUCAACUUCACCACCUUCCUCACCAUGUUCGGGGAGAAGCUGAAGGGUGCGGACCCAGAGGACGUGAUCACCUCUGCCUUCAAGAUCCUGGACCCCGAGGGCAAAGGCACCAUCAAGAAGGAUUACCUGCAGGAGCUGCUGCAGACCCAGUGUGACCGCUUCUCGGACGAGGAGAUCAACAACCUAUGGGCUUCUUUCCCCCCUGAUAUCACUGGCAACGUCGACUACAGGAAUGUGAGCUAUAUCAUCACCCACGGUGAAGACAAGAGCGAAUGAGCACACUUCUUCCAAGGCAUUCUGAGGAACUGAAGCUGGGGACCUACUUUCUUUUUAGCUUAAUGGGAAUCUAGCAAUCUGUCAAUACCAAUCACAUUAAUUAUCUGCUACAUUGAUUUUCCUUAUGUUAAGAAUGAAUGUUACUGCCAGAUGUCAUCAUUUAAAACAUUUUCACUGCAAUUUGGGAAAUUGUGAAAUAUUACUUUAAAAAGCAAUAUUGCAAUCUCUAGAACAUGAAUUGCCUUUUUGAUGAUGCGGAAAUAAUUAAGGUUUAGCAGUAAAAAAUGAGAGCUCAACUGGAAUGAAAAUGAUAAAACAUUAAAGAUUUGAGGAUGGUGACUGUGAAGUCAUGCUCUUGUGGACUGAUUACAAUAUAACUACUAUAUACAUUUUAGAAAUCUGUGAAUUUGGCUUUGAGAACCUUAAUGGAUCCAUCGUAUUUACUGUUACACUGAGUUUGCGGAUUAGCAGUUAGAAAAAGAAGGGGCUGGCUGUGGCAACACUGUGCAAGUCAGGAGCUCGGAGUGAACUGGAAGGGUGGCCAUCUUGAAUAACUCUAGUCUACAGAUCCCUUGUAAAAUGUAUUAAAAGGCAGUGGAGCAAAGCAGCCUAAAUACAAAAUGUGGAGCUGGAGAUAAGCUUGAAAACUGCCUUUUAAGUGUGUCUCCCCCUCCAGGAGAAACAGGGAGACAGCUCUGUUGCUGUCUGUGCUGUACCUGUUCUUUUGAUUAACACUUCUGCUCAUUUUAAUGCCUUAAAAUGUAUUUAAAAAUCCUCCAAAAUCUGUUUCAGCACAAUAGGGAGAAUUGCUAUUACAAUAUGCAGCUGUUUUGUCCACCCUUCUGAUACUGUCAUAUCCUGUUUACAAGUAUUUGUAUUGCAUUUAAACUAAAAAAUACAGGAAACUGAGUGAUGCAUUUCUUUUCAGUGAGAAAGAACAAAAAUACUAUUUCUAGAAGGUUAAGAUGAAAACCAAAGAAUGUGAUUUUCUAAACAAUGUAGUCUGUAAUUAGUCUUUACAUGUGGACUGUAAUGUCUCAAUAAAACGAUAAAUCCCA
Messenger RNA from Lepisosteus oculatus (spotted gar), 1630 nucleotides. RefSeq names its product myosin regulatory light chain 11-like. Gene Ontology annotation, cellular component: cytoplasm. Lineage: Eukaryota; Metazoa; Chordata; Actinopteri; Semionotiformes; Lepisosteidae. The record is from RefSeq and is a predicted model, not a curated record. Gene Ontology annotation, molecular function: calcium ion binding. Gene Ontology annotation, biological process: skeletal muscle tissue development.